Messenger RNA from Drosophila kikkawai, 851 nucleotides. Its product is annotated as Insulin-like peptide 3. The record is from RefSeq and is a predicted model, not a curated record. Gene Ontology annotation, molecular function: hormone activity. Lineage: Eukaryota; Metazoa; Arthropoda; Insecta; Diptera; Drosophilidae.
GGGAGCCCACACAGUCGUGGCUGGGCCACUUGGCAGACGACACCUACAUCCACUCCGGGACAGAGUGAAGUAAAGCAGCAGCAUCAUGGCCAUCGAGAUGCGGCGUCGGAUCCUGUUCCAUGGUCUCUUCCUGCUCAUCCUGGUGAUCGGUGGGGUACGAGCCAAUGUUAUACUUUGCGGCGAGGAGUUAACCGACACCCUAAACAGGAUUUGUCACUAUGGCUACAGGAGAAAUUUGGGUCUCAAUUCCAUCCCAGACAGAUCCCACGAACUUAGCUUUGAGGAGCGUUCGCUCCUGGAUCGAGUACGUUUUGGAAGUGGCGUCCUGAGCCUAAAUGAAGCCUGUUGCGACAAGUCCUGUGCGAUGGAGGAGCUGAUGCAAUACUGUGUGGAUAAGCCCGUUCCAUGAACCCCGCUUCCCUCGCCAAAAACUGCUGAAAAGAUCUGACUAGAGUCUCCCUUAGGCCUUAAUUCGCCGGCAAAGCCCAGUCAAUAUCCUUCGGAUAUGAUGUAAAUGCACGCACAUUGAAUGGGCGAUGUAUGCGCAUAAUUUAUGAUCGGAAAUCAGAGACAGACACGCGAAAUGAAUCGGAAAACGGGGCGAUAUAUGCAUGUAUAUAGAGUAUAAUGUAUGUUUGGACAGGGCCUGAAUACAUCGACUGGGUAUAAAUUAAUAAAUAAAUUAUGUAUUCAAACUGCUGCGGAUUGGGCAACUUGAUUGGUAAUUAAACGGGUAUUACAUUGAUUUUUCAUUGUCGUUGAUUGCAGUUAAUUAUUUAUUGACCCAAUGUCCGGGAAUUCUGUAUUGUAAACUAACUUUGGGGUUGGCGGAAAUAAAGAGUUUCGAACGA